Messenger RNA from Microstroma glucosiphilum, 549 nucleotides. RefSeq lists its product as hypothetical. The transcript is spliced from 2 exons. The coding region runs from base 64 to 432 and encodes 122 amino acids. NCBI's taxonomy places the organism in Eukaryota, Fungi, Basidiomycota, Exobasidiomycetes, Microstromatales, Microstromataceae. The record is from RefSeq and is a predicted model, not a curated record.
ACUCUGGGCCGUCUCACUCUACGACAGCAACCCACUCCUUUCUUCAAUUCCAAGUCCAUCAGAAUGGCCUCCUCCCAAGCUCUCCCAACCGUAAGGCUCGUGUCAGUCAACACCGCACCUGAUCGUGCCAAGGUGGUCAUCGGACAAGUCAUUGAGAAUGUGAAGGACAGGUAUAACAUUAUCCACGCUGGCAACACCGAGACCAUCGAGGGUGUCGAGCCGCUCCUGCGCUCCGUCCAACCAGCUCCAGGUAUCCUCUUCUGUGCCUCCAUGUGGACACCCGAGCAGCAAGAGCAGAUCCAGAAGAUUGCACGUGACACCAUUCCGGGAAUCAAGACGUAUGCCAUCCCUACUGGCCUGCAGGUCAAGGUGGGACCACAGGGAAUUGUUGACCAUCUGAUGGAGAGGAUCGAUAUCAUCAUGAAGGACUAGAGAGGGGGAGGGGUAUGCAAUCAGGUAGAUAGAUGAGGGAGGGAGGAUCCGUAAGUGCGCAGAUGCAUUAGUCGUUUCCGUUCAUGACAAUAGCUACGCAAUAUCAUGCAGUCACCA